UGCAUCGACGACACAGACCAACCGAGUCCGGUCCCCAUUCCUUUCCUGACAACGACCGACAGUCAGUCAUGUUCAUAUGAAGAGCAAGCCCGGUGGAGCGAAUUUCAUGGACCCUAACCAACCAACCUAACACGACCACACCUGCCCUCCCCUAGCUCGACACGAACCGCCCAUGAUAUAAUGGAGAACCUCUCCAUCUCCGAUGCCCCUCCGCAGGGGGCCCCUCCAUCCCAAGGACGCGGCGUCGUCCCGCAGGCGCCGCCCCAGCUGCCGCCGCAGAUGUUUACCACGGCCGCGCAGCUGCUGGACCUCACCGACAAGAAACUCAUGGUCGCUCUGCGCGAUGGAAGGAAGCUUAUUGGAGUGUUGCGAAGCUGGGACCAAUUCGCCAAUCUGGUCCUCCAAUCAACGACAGAGCGCAUCUUCGCCACCAACCCGGCCUCCCUAGAGACCGACCGACCCACUGGCAUCUACGCCGAUGUGUCGCACGGCAUCUUCCUCGUGCGCGGCGAGAACGUCUUGCUCCUCGGAGAGAUUGACCUGGACAAAGAUGACGACCCGCCACCUGGCUUUGAGCCCGCCGAGCUCGAGCUCGUCAAGCGCCUGGCUGAGGAGAAGAAGGCCGAGGACAAGGUGCGAGAGAAGGCGCGGUUGAAGAAGCUCGCCAAGCUGGGAUUUGAGGGAGAGAACCUUGGAGAGAUCCUGCUCUAGAGCUAGCAGAACGCAACUAUUGGUUCCGAUUUUUAGAUGGAAGGAAAUGGAAAGGACGGGGACGGGGAGCAGUCGUGACGGUUACAGUUGUUACUCCGGCUAGAAACAGGGGGUUACUGGGCAGAAUAUUGUGAAAUGCCCUUUAGCCGAAACCCGAAUAGGACGACUUUCUGACUGAGGAGUCGGUCCUGGGACCUGAGACCUUGCGGGCGAUCAUGCCGA
Molecule: messenger RNA, 933 nt
Organism: Ilyonectria robusta
Lineage: Eukaryota; Fungi; Ascomycota; Sordariomycetes; Hypocreales; Nectriaceae
Exons: 3
Coding region: 181-711 (176 amino acids)
Biological process (GO): deadenylation-dependent decapping of nuclear-transcribed mRNA
Cellular component (GO): P-body; Lsm1-7-Pat1 complex
Molecular function (GO): RNA cap binding
Source: RefSeq, a predicted model, not a curated record